GUUGAUCCCAUCGCCCUGGACAUCCCAACCUACUUCGAGAUCAUCAAACAUCCCAUGGACCUGGGAACUGUUCGCUCGAAGCUCAUCAGCGGAUCCUACAAAGACAUCAACGCGUUUGCUGCUGACGUCCGGCUGACUUUUGAUAACGCGAUGCUGUUCAAUCCUGUCGGCCACUGGGUGCAUGAGAUGGCGAAGAACCUGAAGAGCUUUUUUGAGAGCAACUUCCAGGAGCACCUCAGUCGCACCGGGAAGAAACAGUCAUGA
Molecule: messenger RNA, 264 nt
Organism: Guillardia theta CCMP2712
Lineage: Eukaryota; Cryptophyceae; Pyrenomonadales; Geminigeraceae
Exons: 3
Biological process (GO): regulation of DNA-templated transcription; chromatin remodeling
Cellular component (GO): nucleus; chromatin
Source: RefSeq, a predicted model, not a curated record